AUGGCUAGCGACAAGUCAGAUGCCCACAAGCAGGAUGCUCAAAUCAAGUCCGCCGACAUGAGUGAGGAAAUGCAACAAGAGGCUAUUGAAGUCGCACAGUCGGCUAUGGAGCAGUUCACUAUCGAGAAGGACAUUGCCCAGUAUAUCAAGAAGGAGUUCGACAGCCGAAAGGGUGCCACAUGGCACUGCAUCGUAGGCCGCAACUUUGGAAGCUUUGUCACACAUGAGACGAAACACUUCAUCUACUUUUACCUCGGUCACUGUGCCAUCCUACUUUUCAAGACUCAGUAG
Messenger RNA from Alternaria arborescens, 291 nucleotides. RefSeq lists its product as hypothetical. The transcript has 7 exons. Bases 1 to 291 code for a protein of 96 amino acids. Gene Ontology annotation, cellular component: cytoplasmic dynein complex. The record is from RefSeq and is a predicted model, not a curated record. Lineage: Eukaryota; Fungi; Ascomycota; Dothideomycetes; Pleosporales; Pleosporaceae. Gene Ontology annotation, biological process: cilium assembly; microtubule-based process. Gene Ontology annotation, molecular function: dynein intermediate chain binding; dynein light intermediate chain binding.